CCCUAGAAGAGGCUUUUAUUUUGAAAAGCAAACGCGCCGGAAAAGAUUCCCCAUAGGUGCGGAAACAAAGAUGGCGGAAGAAGAGAACCAGUUUGAAGAAUUUGAGCAGAUAGACUUUUUGAAAGACCGACAUGUCCGAUUCUUCCAGAGGACCUUGCAGGUGUUACCUGAGCGGUACGCGUCGCUGGAAACAACCCGGUUAUCUAUUUUAUUCUUUGCCCUGUCUGGUCUGGAUGUGUUGGAUGCCCUGGAGGUGGUGGAUAGUAAAGUGAUGAUUGAGUGGAUUUACUCACAACAAGUUCUGCCCACCCAGGAUAAAUCCAACCUGAACCGUGGGGGGUUUCGUGGAUCAGCACAUAUUGGGAUUCCUUACAGCACGAAGGGUCCAGGUGUGCUCCAUCCGUACGACAGCGGCCAUGUUGCCAUGACCUACACCGGCCUGUGCUCCCUGUUGAUCCUCGGAGACGAUCUGAGUCGGGUGAACAAAGAGGCCGUUCUGGCCGGUCUCAAAGUGCUGCAGAUCGAGGACGGCAGUUUCUAUGCCGUGCCAGAAGGAAGUGAGAAUGACAUCCGGUUUAUCUACUGUGCAGCUAGUAUCUGUUACAUGCUGGAUGACUGGUCAGGCAUGGACACCCAGAAAGCCAUCGAGUACAUCCGUGGAAGUCUGUCAUAUGACAAUGCAUUUGGCCAAGGAGCUGGGAGAGAAUCUCACGGUGGUUGGACGUACUGUGCCAUAGCCUCGCUGUGCCUGAUGGGCCGACUGGACGAGGCUCUGAGUCCGCGGGAGCUGAACAGGAUCCGGCGCUGGUGCAUCAUGAGGCAGCAGAGCGGUUUCCACGGACGUCCCAACAAACCCGUGGAUACGUGCUACUCCUUCUGGGUGGGAGCUACGCUGGAGCUCCUGGAUGUGUUCCAGUUCACACACUUUGAGAAAAACAGGAGCUUCAUUCUGUCCACGCAGGAUCGUUUGGUCGGCGGCUUCGCCAAGUGGCCCGACAGCCAUCCAGACCCUCUUCAUGCCUACUUGGGGCUGUGUGGCCUGUCUCUGAUUGGAGAGCCUGACCUAAGGAAGGUCCACCCAGCUCUUAACAUCACCCAGAGAGCCUUUCAGCACCUCCAGCAGCUGCAGCAGACGUGGAGGGACAACGCCGGCAGCUGCGUCGGACGGCAGUGAAAGCAGGACGAUUUACAGCGCUAACUCUGGAGCGGACGCCGUCUGCUGUCGGUCAGCGGCCGAAGGCGGCUGGACUUCUGCCGGGUCUCACAGAUACUUGGCUGCUCAAGAAGUUUGAAUUGUUUGGAAUUGCGAGGAUUUAAACACUUGAGGACCUCAUUUAAAGUCCAUCUAAAGCAACUUAUUUGUUGAGCAAUAUAUGCCACACCUCUUUGCUGCCUUUAAAAAAAAAAAAAAAGAAAACAAAAAAAUAAGUAAUUGUUAAUAAAGUUAUGCGGUGCGGUUUGUGAAAAUACAAUAUAAUAAUGUGCCAGAAAGUGUAAUUCACUGGAGACUUGAACAAACGUCAGAUGCCUCCAUCUUUAUUUUAUGGCCUUUUUUUUUUUUUUUUAAAUUAUGACACUUUUCUUCAAAGAUGUAUUGCUUUACUUCCUUUUCUCUGCUUUGCUAACCUGCCUGGCGCUUCCGUUCGCACGUAGCUGCUGAAUGUUUUGAACCUCCCAUGAUGCAUCAGGUCUUAGUGGGUCAUGACCUCUGGCUCCUCAGUUUGAAAUCUGAUACCCUCCCUACAGGUUUACUCCCUUCAGCUUCUCGCCGCAACGUUCUCUGGUUUCACCACUGCAAGCUCUAAUUUUCAACGAUCAGGAGAUUAAAAUAAAAAUGGAACUGCUCGGGUGACAUUUGAAAUGGGGCUAAAUGUACCUCAGCUGCUGAUUAGUUGUGUAUUUUAAGAAGAUUAUGGAAUAGGAUUCACUUGAAACCUUUUUUAGGGAUUUUAUUUGACAGACCACGCCCUGCGUGGCUCGUAAUUAUACAAUGGAAGGAAAAUUGUACAAUGUUUUCAAUAUUUUUUCAAAAAUCUAAAGUACAGAGCAUUUCUCUAUGUUCUGUUUUCAAAGUUCCUCUUUGAAGAAUGAGUUAAUCUCCCUUAUAUUUGAUGAAGAGCAACUACAAACAUUGGAUUCUCCAUUGGAUGCAAUUCUGGACUUUGACUGGGCCAUUUUAACAGAUCAAAGCUCUUUGUUCUAACACAUUUAAUUGUACCUCUCGCUGUGUGUCGGCUUUCCUCCUCCUCUCCCCAAGUGUAAAGGGUUUUGCUGCCAGUAAGAGGCUUCCAUCAACCCUGACUAGUUUUAUCAUCCUUAGUGAAGUGUUAGGGCUUUAGGUUUGGGUUUCCAUCACAUGUCGCCUUUUCCUUGUGAGUUCAGUUCAGUUUUGGUCUCAUCCGACCAGAGCCUUUUCUUCCUCAUGUUUGCUCUGUGUCAGACUCCGAACAUGGCUUCUGCUGUGAGGAUCACAUACGUGUGGAGGAAAAGCUCAUACAGAUUGUUCCACCUGAGCAGUGGGUCCCUGCAGCUCCUCCAGAGUCACCCUGGGACUCUUGGUUGCUGCCACAGUCUCCUGUCAGUGAUUUUUUAUUUUUUAUUUUUUUAUUUAGUUACUUUUGAAGGUGAUUGGUAGCAGUAUAUUUUAUUUAGAGGUGUCAUAAUUCAGAUUUGUAAAAGAAUAAUUUUGAAAACCGUGUAAUUUUCCUUCCACUCCAUUAAACGUUUGGUUGUAUUGCAAAAAUUGGAAAUGGAAAAAAAAAAAAAAAACAGAAUUAAGGAGUAUGAAUACUUUUGUCCAGCGCUGUAAAUGUCACCUCCUGAAUUAAAACCAAAUCUCCGCAGCAGUGUGUCAGGGAGGCUCCCCAUGACCUCUGACCUGAACUCAUUCACCUGCUUCCUCCUCCCCUGUGAGGUCGCAUCCAGCUGGAAAUCGACGGGGAGAUUGGACAAUGGCAUCACAACCAGAGGAAAACGGUUCUUUGAACUGUUUGUUCGUGACUCCAGAAAGGAUGCAGGAUGAAAUAAAAGAACAAUGGCCACGACUGCACCUCCACAUGUCAGGAAGCAGAAACGACUUCACACGAUCCCUUCCUAGCUGUUGACCGCCAUCAGAACCGACUGUCUGUAAGAAGAACUUCUGGCUUUACUUUCAGUUCAUUCAGAUGUCUAUGCAGGUGUUUGAGCUGAGGUCCAAAAUGGCGUUCACGGCCUGGCAAAGAGAGGCUUUCCACCUUUUUGCCUUUACAUCAGUCGUCUGUCUUGCAGCAAGGAAAAACAUUUCCAGCUUUCACACAUCGCUGCUCUGGAGCGACACCUUUUUUUUUUUUAAUGAGGCCACAGUGUGAGGUAACACCUGCUCCCCCCGAGUUGACACGUGACGAGAUGCUUUGAAAGCGUGUCAGAAACACAGCUGCCCGUCUGCUGCCUGUUUACCUGCAGCUCUUCUCCGUGUGCAGACGCGCCUGUGACUGCAUUUAGGAAGACACACUGAGGCUGGCUCUGCUAUCAGGGAAAAAAAAAUAAAAGGGGAGAAGAUGUGAGGAGAGCUGAAUGAAUAAAUAACGUGAGCCAUCUAUUAUUAAAAGUAAGCUGUCAGAGGCUGGAUUCGGCUCUUUUGAGUCCAGACAGAAUCCUCGGCUCUGGUGUGAAAACAAUAGGAUUCCUAACUAAUGUGCAGCAUUAUUGUUUAUUUUGCACUGCUCUGAAGCAAUUUCUCUUUCUCAAAUAAUGCUACCGUUUUCUUAUUAUGUAUACAUAAUGCGUAGAAACCAUUACCACAAAACGCUUUGGCAUUUUUAAAAAUGUUGCUGAAAUGCGUGGGUUUUUUUCUAUUUUAACCCUCUCUCUCUAACAGUGUGUCUUCUUUACCUAUAUGCUACAAGCCUGUUCUCUUUAGUUGAAUACAAAGCUGACUGGAGCACUAAGUAAUCUGUUUGCUUUCUUGGUUACCUACCAAAAUGAUCCAGUUUGGCUUUUAUUUGUCUGUGUACAUAGAUGGAGUCACAUGGUGAAGCCACUUUCUCCAGCUUGCCUCCUCAUUGUGCCUAAUGGAUUGUUUUCCGUCGCUGCUCUCUGAAUGCUUUGCUUUCGUUCGCUUCUCUUAUUGCCUAAUUUAGAUUUCUGCUUGGAUCCUUCUGCGAAAAAUGGCAGUGAAUAUCAAGUUAACCUACAAAGGAAGAGGGAAGUGUAACCUGGAUAUUUGUUUAGAUUCUACGGGACGAUAUGUGUUGUUUACAUGCGUGACUGUCGGAUAUAAGUAGGCUACUCUCUGUUUGGUAUCGUCCAGAAAUAUGUUAGGAUUUAUUUUGACAGGACACUGAGUGGCGAAUGAUUAUUUUGGCUCCUGUUACACAGCAGACGAGGCCCUCAGUCCCAGCAGCAUGAAAUAAAGACAGCACUGCUUUGUGCUUCCAAAAGCUGUGAAAAGAUUGUCCAAGAGAUGCAGCCAAAACACCACAUGCCAUUUUACGAAGCACUGCUAUACAUAUUGUAACGAUAAAUCGUGUAACAAAAAAAAAGAAAAAAAAACAUAUAAUGGAGUUUAUUUUUUCUAUGCUUUAUAGAAAUGUUGGUGUAGAUAGAUGUAAAUGUCUAUAAAGAUGUGACUUCUGCUGGGGGGAAGUGACCAGAAAGUCUUUACAUCAGAAGAACUGGACCUGCAGGUGUCGGUGUGUGACGCGUUCUUAAAGUGCAGCUUUUCGAGUUUGGACUAAUGCUGAUUCUCGCUUGGCACGGAAAUUGUAUUUAUGGUAAAUAAAACGUGUACUAACUUUGA
This is a messenger RNA of Poecilia latipinna (sailfin molly), 4777 nucleotides long. It is a transcript of the gene pggt1b, whose product is annotated as protein geranylgeranyltransferase type I, beta subunit. The record is from RefSeq and is a predicted model, not a curated record. The transcript has 9 exons. Gene Ontology annotation, cellular component: CAAX-protein geranylgeranyltransferase complex. Gene Ontology annotation, biological process: protein geranylgeranylation. Gene Ontology annotation, molecular function: CAAX-protein geranylgeranyltransferase activity. NCBI's taxonomy places the organism in Eukaryota, Metazoa, Chordata, Actinopteri, Cyprinodontiformes, Poeciliidae. The coding region runs from base 71 to 1174 and encodes 367 amino acids.